This is a messenger RNA of Strongyloides ratti, 4875 nucleotides long. Its product is annotated as Golgi-specific brefeldin A-resistance guanine nucleotide exchange factor 1. The record is from RefSeq and is a predicted model, not a curated record. Bases 1 to 4875 code for a protein of 1624 amino acids. Lineage: Eukaryota; Metazoa; Nematoda; Chromadorea; Rhabditida; Strongyloididae. Gene Ontology annotation, molecular function: guanyl-nucleotide exchange factor activity. Gene Ontology annotation, biological process: regulation of ARF protein signal transduction. The transcript is spliced from 2 exons.
AUGUUUUGCGGUUUAUAUGUAGUACAAUGUGAAGCUAAUGUGGUUGUAGCUCUGUUAAAAAAAUCUCAUAGACGAUAUGGAAAUUCUCUUAUUCAUCCAUCUGUUUUGGAUACUCAAGAUCCAUUAUUAAGAAGUUUUGCUGAUCUUAAAGAUGUCUUAAAUAGUGUUAGCGAUUUGGCUGAAAUUAAUCCUAUCAGUUAUCUUAGUCCGUUCUUGGAUGUUAUAAAAAGUGAGCAUACAAAUGGUCCUGUUACAUCUCAAGCUAUUAUUAGUGUUGAAAAAUUUGUUAAUUAUGGAUUAAUUGAUGAUAAUAGUAUAAAAGCUUCGAUAGCUGUAGAAAGUAUAACACAAGCAAUAACUAGAGCCAAAUUUAUGGGUGGUAGUGAUAACGGGAGUGAUGAAUGUGUAUUAUUAAAAAUAGUGCAAGCCUUAAGAUCGUUAAUUAUGUCUAAAUAUGGUAGAUUAUUGUCAGAUGAAUCUGUUUGUGAAAUGAUUCAGUCAUGUUUCAAAAUGGCUUUUGAAUUAACUUUUUCUGAAUUAUUAAGAAAAGUUUGUGAAAGUACUCUUAUGGAUAUGACACAGGUAAUAUUCAAUAGACUGCCAAGUUUUGAAGAAGAUGUUAGAAAUCUAUAUCCUCAUAUGCUUCAUGCAAGAAUAAAAAAGAAAAAAAAGUUAGGUGAAAAAAAUUUUGGACAUAAGGAGUUUUUAAAUAAUAUUCCAAAAAAAGUGGAAGAAACAGAUUUUUUAGAAGCUGAAGAAGGAAAAAUAGUUGAUGAAAAUGAUAAAUUACUCGGUGAUGAAGGAACUAAACAAAAUUUAUGUGAGGAUAUUGAUGAUGGUAAUGUUCCUGAUGCAGAGAAUGAUGACAGCUCCGGAGGAUCUAGUGAUGCUGAAAUAGAAAAACAUAAUCAUGAAGUGCUUAAUGAAAAAGUUGCUGCUAUAAAAGAUCAUAAGAAAAUUGUAUAUAGUAGUGAUUCUGAAAUGUCUGAUACUCCACAAGUUAUUGACAUUAUGGAUCAAGAUGUUAAUGGAGAACCUGUAAAUAAGAAAUCCGCUUCCAAACAACAUACACCGUAUGGAUUACCAUGUGCAGCAGAACUUUUACGUUUUCUUGCUACAAUAUCUAAUCCUUUGAACAAAGAUAACACUGAAAAUAUGAUACUUUUAUCAUUAAAUUUACUAACUGUUGCUUUAGAAGCUGGAGCAGAUUAUUUUGCUAACUAUUCAAGACUCUUACCACUUGUUCAAAACGAACUUUGUCGAUCUUUACUUCAGAAUUUGGAAUCAGAAAAAUUACCAAUUCUUGCUGUAACAAAUAGAGUUUGUUUCCUUCUUUUUGAAGCUUUAAGAACUCACUUAAAGCUUCAGAUGGAAAUGUAUUUUCAAAAAUUAAGAAAUAUUGUUCUAGCUGAACAAAAAGUCACUUAUGAGCAAAAGGAAAUUGCUCUUGAAUCAAUUGUACAUAUGUGGAAGAUACCAGGUUUAGUAACUGAGCUUUACUUAAAUUAUGACUGCGACUCAUAUUGUUCAAAUCUUUUUGAGGAACUAACAAAAUUAUUACUUGAAAAUGCCUUUCCAGUUAAUGGUCUCUUAUCUACAAAUAUUUUAUCUUUAGAUGCUUUAUUAGCUGUAGUUGAAACUAUUGAUGGCAAUUGUCUUCAAAGACAGGCAAAUAAUGCUGAAUCUUCAAAUUUACCUUUAUCAUAUACCCAAAUUAGACCAAAUCGUAUGUCUUCAUCUGAAAAUAUACCAUCUUUAUCACAAGUUAUUCACCAAAAAAAGCAAAAAAAGAUUAUUACAGAAGGAACAGAAUUAUUUAAUCAAAGUCCUAAAAGUGGUAUCCAAUAUCUUAUUGAAAAAGGUGUGCUUUCAUCAUCAAUGAAUCCUACUGAAAUAGCUCAUUGGAUUCGAUCAAAUCCAAGGCUAGACAAAAGAAAGAUAGCUGAAUACAUUUGUUCUAGAGAGAGAAAAGAAAUUUUAAAGGCAUUUGUUGGUUCUUUCAAUUUUACAAAUACCCGUAUUGACGAUGCUUUAAGACAAUUUUUGGAAGCUUUUCGUCUUCCUGGAGAAGCAGCAGAAAUUUCUAUGGUAAUUGAAUUGUUUUCAGAAUUUUGGCACUUAGCAAAUAAUGAACCUUUCAAUCAUGUUGAUGCAGCUUUUACAUUAUCAUAUGCUAUUAUCAUGUUAAAUACAGAUCAACAUAAUCCGGUUGUAGGUAAAAAUCAACAAAGAAUGACUGUUGAAUGUUUUAAAAGAAAUCUAUCAGGAACAAAUCAUGGAGAAGAUUUUGAUGGACAAAUGCUAGAAAAUAUUUAUCAUACUAUUAAACAUAAUGAAAUUGUCAUGCCUGCUGAACAAACUGGUGCUGUUAAGUUGGAUUAUGAAUGGAAAUUGUUACUAAAAAGAAUGAAUAGUAAUGAAGGAAAAUUUCUUCAUGCACCUGUUGGUUGGAAUGAUCAAGAUCUUUUUAGCAUUAUAUGGGGUCCAGCUACAGCAUCACUAAGUUUUAUUUUUGACAAAAGUGAACAAGAAAGUAUCACAGCUAAAAGUUUAAAUGGUUAUAGAAAAUGUGCUUCAAUUGCUGCUCAUUAUGGAAUGUCUGAUGUUUUUGACAAUCUCAUCAUACAUCUCUGUAAAUUUUCAACCCUUUUAUCUCCAUCUACUGAUUCAUCAGAUGAAAACACAUCUGGAAGUGGUAGAACAACAACUAUCAAAGGUUCUGUUGUUCCUGAAACACCUGAAAAUGUUACUGUAGCUUUUGCUGAAAAUAUGAAAGCUCAACUUGCUACUAAAACAAUGUUUCAACUGGUUCAUAUACAUGGAGAUAUUCUAAGAGAAGGAUGGAGAAAUGUUCUUGAAUGUAUUGUUUAUCUUUUCAAAUUUGAAAUGUUACCAAAAGUUUUAACGGAAGUAGAAGAUUUUGUCUCUCCCACAAAAGUUAUUUCUAUUCAAAGAAAAAAAGAAAAUAAGGAUAAAAAAAAUGCUGAUCAUAGUCUUUUAAGUUGGUUUGGUUUAGGUUCUAGUAAUUAUGAUUCAUCAUAUGGAGGUAGGACAAGUAAAGAGUAUAAAGAAUUGGUAGAAGCCGGUAAACAAAUCAUUGUUGAUUGCCAUCCAGAACAACUGAUAACGGAUGGUAAAUAUUUAAGAACAAGUGCGUUAGUUGAGUUGUUAAAUAAUAUUAUUGCUAUAAGUAUUAGCAUUUAUGAUGAUGACUAUUAUGAAGGAGAUGAGAAAAAAGUUGUCAAAUUAAAUUAUAAAGAUGAAGAUUCAAUGAUUCUUUUAUUGGAAAUCAUGAUAUCAGUAACAUUAGAAAAUAAGGAUAGACUUACUUCAAUAUGGCAUUUAGUUAAAAGGCACAUUGAAUGGUUAUUAAAUACUUUUGGAAAAAAUACUUUUAUUGUUGAAAGAGCAAUUGUUGGUUUGUUAAGAAUUGCCAAUAGAAAUUUAUAUAGAUUAAAGGAUGAUAUAGCUAAUGAAGUUUUACAAAGUUUCAACAUUCUUUUGUAUCUUAGGCCAACUGCAUUCUUUUUAUUUUCUAAACAAAUUUCUUUUGGUUUACAUGAUUUAUUGAGAUUAAAUGCUGCUAAUGUUCACAAACGCCAACAUUGGGAAGUUAUUUUUUCUCUUAUGGAAGCUACUGGAGCUGCAAAUUAUCCCAAAGAAUCAAUUAAAAGUGAUCCUAUUAUUAAUCAUACUACAAGAGAAGUUGUUAGUGAUACAGAAAAUACUAAUAUUAUUAAAGACAUGUCAAUUGAUAGAGGAUAUACUUCAGAUAAAGGAUUAACUGAAAUUGAUGGAAAGUGUAGCCUAUUUCAGGCUGACAGUCAAUUGUCUAUUGGAUCAAAUAGUGAUUGGGUUAAAAUUAAAGAUAAGAAAUUUGAUAGAGAAACAAUUGUUCUUGUUUCAGGUUUAGCUAAGCAUGAUUCGUUAGCUUUUCUUAAAGUUGGUGAAAUAUUAUCUUUUCUUGUUAGAGAUUUUGUUCAUAUAACACCAGAAAAUUUUGAUUCUUGUGUUAAAUGUAUUAGAUCAAUGACUGAAGCUGGAAUGGAUGGUGGUUUUAAUGCUGUUGGAACAAUUGCUCUUGAUGGAGGAAAGAAAUUUGGCAACCCCGAUGAUAAGUACGCUUCUAGUGAAAGUAUUAAUUCAACAGGCUCUGAUAAACAACAACAAUCUCAAUUAAGUGAGGCAUACUAUUAUACAACUCUCCAACUUCUUGAACUUUCAUAUUCACUUCAUAUAAAGGCAUAUAGUUUUUUUAAAGCUUGGUCUGAAUCAGACAAAGCAAUUGAUUCAUCUAUUCCACAUCUUUGGAAAUCAUGUUGGUGUCCAUUAUUACAGGUUAUCGCAAGAGUAUGUUGUGAUUGUAGAAGGCAAGUCCGAACUCAAGCAAUUAAUACUCUUGUUCGAGCAUUUUUGAUUCAAGAAUUAGGAAGUUUAACUUCAACAGAAUGGGAAAGUUGUUUCAAUGAUAUUCUCUUUCCAUUAUUGACAAAAUUGCUUGAAAACAUAUUCCCUAUGGAUCCAAUAGGAAUGGAGGAGACUAGAGUUAGAGCAAUUCAAUUGGUAUGUAAAGUAUUAUUAAAUCAUCUUAAUUCACUUCAAUCUUUACCAAGUUUUAUUAAUUUAUGGAUCAAAUUAUUAGAUUCAAUGAAAAGUUAUCUUUUAACUGAAAGAUGUGAAAUGUUAGCUGAAGCAGUUCCAGAAAGUUUAAAAAAUAUGAUUCUUGUUCUUGAUAGUAUUGGUACAUUUGAGGCAAAUAUUCAAUUUUAUGAGAUGACCAGGAAGAAAUUAGAUGAAUUUUUACCAGAAUUAGUUAAAGAAGUUAUGAAUAGAGAGAUUGAUAGAUCAAUAUCUCUACCACAAUAUAAUGUUUAA